UAGGUCUGAUCAACCGCAGUCUUCCGCUGGCCAUCAGGACGUUCAAAUACUUUUGCUGUGCUCAACGUCCAAUACACUCGCAAUAACGCGAGCGCAACCAGGCCCAGUUUAGUUCUCUUGGCUUUUUUUUGUUGUUGUUGGUUUUAGAUUUAUCAUUUUUUGUUUCGCCUCCUGCUGUGCGAUUUCGUCAAUUGUUUUCAACUAGCGUGUUCAAUUGACUUCCGAGGCUACAAAUAGUUUAUCUAGAACAGCCACGCCAGCUAAAGAAAUUGAGAGAUAGCUAUAGCGCUUUCGCAGUCGAGUACCAUUCGACCAUGAGGAUCGUCGCCUUGUACCUUGUCUGCCUUUGGUCGUCUUUGGUCUGUUCCACCUCCGAGAUGGAACAGCCUCACCGCCAGAAACGCCAGCUGGACUGGAAUGGUGGCGGUAGGAUUUAUCAUUUCGAUCAUCUGGCACUGAGCUCCGACAUCAGCGCCGAACACAGGGCAUCCGGAGAAGAAAGUUCUAGUUCAUCCGAAGAGGAUCUGGAUCCAGUUCAUUCAACUAAAUUGUCAAAGUCUGGAUUACCGGGAGACCCUGGCAUUGACUACCCUAUUUUACCGUCCAUCCCGUUAACUGAUUUCCAUUGUCGAGGACGUACGCCCGGUUUCUAUGGCGAUACCCAAACGGCGUGUCAAGUGUUUCACGUUUGCGACAUCAGCGGUAGGCAGGACUCGUUCCUCUGCCCCAACGGUACCAUCUUCAGCCAGAAGCUCUUCGCCUGCGAUUGGUGGUACAACGUCCAGUGCGCCACCACUCGCGAACAUUACCAACUCAACCGCAACUUGUUCAAGGGAGGUGAUGUCAAUCUAUAUGGAACGCCUUCUUUCUGGAACUGGUUGAGUGAAUCGGAAGAGGUCCAUUCUAAGACCCCAUCACCGAAAGACAAUGGAAGAUCCCAUCAGAAAGCUGCAAUUCGGCCAUACAAGUACAUCGAAACUCCAUCACCCGCUCCUCGUGGACCACCCGUACAACUUCAGAAGUUCACUGAACCUUCCGCGCAGCAACUAGAAAUCGAGCAAUUGCCAGAACCCGCUCCGUUGGUCCAGUCACAACCGGCUGAGCAGCCCGUAGUCGAUUCGGCGGAGCUGGAACCGAUCGGUCCUGCAAAGGUGGAACCCAGCCACCCAUCGCAAUGGGAAUCCUUCAUUCCUGCAUCACGACCUGCUCCGCAAGUUGCGGCCACACUGCCACCAGCACUAUUUGAUGAUGAAAUAGCUUCCCAAGGAUUCACGCGCCAUUAUCAAAACCACUACUUUAAUUGGAUGAACGAAGCUAUUCAUCCAAGCCCCGACAUGGCUCCCGAAUUAAGCUGGUCCGACUUGGGUCCAAACGGUCCGCUCAUGACUGGCCAUCGUAGUCAGGUGCCUGAUGAGCAAUCAACUGGGCAGCACUCACCGCCAACCGAUCGACGCCGCAAAGCCAAACCUGCGGUUCAACAUACUCAGAAACCAGUUGCUGUUAAGAAACAAACUUCGACUAGGCAGGCGUCUGUCUUGACACCGCCUACUCAACCACCUGCUUAUGUUUCAAAAGCUGCUUCGUUUAAUAAACAGAUUACAUCCCCUUCUAAGCAGGUUGCUACGCGACCACCCGUAAAGUCUUCUUCCAAACCAGCAUCUAAACCAGGUGUUUCCAAGGCAUCUCCAUCCGUGAAAGUGAUACCGACUUCCACCCCAAGAUCAAAGCCUAAUAAAACCAAACCCAAAGAGAGAUCUUCAACAGUGACUGAGACGUUUGACAGACCUAUGGCCAAGAACGACUACUUUAACGAAGACGAAGACGUAGCCCACUAUGACGACAGCUCGAACAAACCAACGAAUCAAAGAAUACGUGAAGCCAUCGCAAGACAAACCAGCCGUUUCGGUAGCAAACUAAAAAAAGCCGGGAAAACGCAUCAAAUGGAGCACCAAGAAACCGCGUAUCACACACAGAGAGAAAAGAAAUUCGUGCCUAGUCCCAAAGUGAUGCCCAUAGUGCCCAGCCCACAAAUAAUGCCCAGUAGAGCGGAUGCUUUGGUCGCCAAUCCGUUCAACUGGGUAGCCUCACCUAGCCAGCCGGUGUCACUUUAUAGAACGGAGCCGUUUUGGGGUCACUCCUCUGCCCAGAAUCUUGCCUACCACAAGCCUUCUACCAGUCCUUUACCAGUAUCCAGAGCCCAGCAACCUAUUACUCCUGCCGCAAAUUGGCCAGUUGGCCCGUCAGUCCGGAAUACUGCAAGGCGGUCUUCGAAAACGCCAGCGGUAUACCGUCCUUCGGAAGCCAGAUCAUUUGAUCAAUCCAUCCCAUCAACCAGAAGUACACUCGCUUUGGAGCGCAUCCAACCAGCCUUCCGUCCAAGCCAGCCCAUUCCGGCCAUCACUUCAAACAGUCACCAACCAAGGGUAAGAACCCUACGAGCGCAUCCGUCACCCAAGGCUCGUUCUACUGGCGUGAAACGAAAACGAAAGUCCAAAUCGAAGGCCAUCACUGCUUACGAUCCAAGGCUGGACCGGCCUUACGGGCAAAACCAUCCCAUCUGGAAGUUGCAAAACUGGGAAUCGACAAAAAUUUGAUGAAAUUGUUUUAUUUGUUUUCUCGCUUUCCUCCUAGACGUGAUCCGUCUCUGUUUUGUUUUACCAUAAGUUGUUUUACCUGUCAUAGUCUUUAUUUAGUUUGACUACUUUUCACACUUUUGUUCAUCGUACUUGUUUCAAAUUUUCACAAAUCACAUAAAGUUUUUUUUUUAUCAUUACAAAGAUUUUUAUACGUUUAAA
Molecule: messenger RNA, 2795 nt
Organism: Daphnia magna
Lineage: Eukaryota; Metazoa; Arthropoda; Branchiopoda; Diplostraca; Daphniidae
Product: muscle M-line assembly protein unc-89
Exons: 6
Coding region: 315-2594 (759 amino acids)
Cellular component (GO): extracellular region
Molecular function (GO): chitin binding
Source: RefSeq, a predicted model, not a curated record